Triticum turgidum subsp. durum (durum wheat) is the source of this 1047-nucleotide messenger RNA. The record is from the annotation of a GenBank genome assembly. NCBI's taxonomy places the organism in Eukaryota, Viridiplantae, Streptophyta, Magnoliopsida, Poales, Poaceae.
AUGGCUAGCGUUUACCUAGUCUUCGAUGACUGGUCGCGAGGGCACAGCAUCCGCGAGGUAAUAAUCCCGUCUUCCGGCUCUGCCAUCUCAGCCCCGGCCGACGCGAAGCCCCCGCCUCCGGUGUUCCUGCGCUUGGAGGCAAGGCAUGGGGCGCCGCAGCACUUCGUGUCAGCCUUCGGCACCAAGAUCUUGGCCAUGCACAGCAGGUACUACGAGGGCAACUGUGCUAUGACCGGGGGCUUCACCACCAUGGUCGACGUCCGCGAGCGGAGCCUCACCCUUUUCCCCGGGCAGUUUUAUCCGUGUCAACCCAUCUAUUUCUCCGACGGCAACAAGCUGUUCUGCCUGAGCCUAGGCAGCUUCGAGAUGCUCAUCUGGGACCGGGACCGGGACCGCCCGCUGGAUCCUUCUCACGGCGUGGAGAGCUCGUGGGAACAGCUCCCGGAACCGCCAUUCGAGCGUUAUGACGUCACCUCCUACGCCGUGCAGCCUCAGUCCUGGAUCUUCAUCGUCAGCACAAAGAUAGACGCCGCUGAGGCCACCUACGCCUUUGACAUGGUGGAACUUUCAUGGAAACAACUUGGCAGUUGGGCGCUGCCCUUCGAUGGCCAUGGUCACUUUGACCAGCACCUCAAUGCCUUUGUCGGGCUCUCCAAAGAACCGGACACCCUCGGCCAACUCUACUUUUGUUAUGUGCCCAUCGACGACACUAACCCCAAGCUUUCUUGGAAAGUCGGCGAGGAGAAGCUGUUCAGCCAGGAUCCAGCUGAGAGGCAUGUAAGCGCCACCCUCAUCUACAUAGGAAGUGAGAGCGAACCCAGCAAAUUCUGCCUCGUACAGUGUGUUUUCAUUGAGGGCGACAGCACUGCUGGUCAGGAGCUCAAGGAGAAGGGACGCUUUCUGUAUCGCUUGACCACAUUCUGUCUCUAUCCUGACUCCAUUGGAGGCCUGACGACCGGCAAUAGCCGUCGGGUACAAUACUAUGAAGUGCCUGAAGGAACGUCUCAGCAAUUCCUCGCUGAAGAUCCCGUGGCAUUUGGAAUGUAA